Molecule: messenger RNA, 1504 nt
Organism: Papaver somniferum (opium poppy)
Lineage: Eukaryota; Viridiplantae; Streptophyta; Magnoliopsida; Ranunculales; Papaveraceae
Product: transmembrane protein 56-like
Exons: 9
Coding region: 347-1144 (265 amino acids)
Biological process (GO): lipid homeostasis
Cellular component (GO): membrane; endoplasmic reticulum
Source: RefSeq, a predicted model, not a curated record
UCUAAUCUUAAUCUAAACAAGAAACAGAAUAAUAUUAUUGUUAUUUAAAAUAGUUUGAUUACCCCAAAUAAGAAGCUGUCUCUCUCUUAAAUUAUCAAAAUCAGUUUCCUUCCUUUCUCUGCUAUCGUUUUCUUCUUCUCCAUUAUUAUUCUUCUGUUUUCGGUUUUCUUCUUCUCUGUGUGCUUCCAUUCCCUCCUAAGUUUUUCACGUGAUUUUUUUUUUAAUCCCAUUACACCCUUUACCCAAUCCCUGGUUUGUCUGGUUCUCUCGCUAUCUCACUGUGCUCUGUUUCCGGGAAAGUUCUAGAAACAAAGAUUGAUAUCAGUAAUCUUGAUAGCGAAAGAAAAUGGAUGUAAUUUCUUUAAGAGAUUCUGUCACUUCAAGGUGGGAUUAUCUGUUGGCUGUUUCUAUGUUGGCUGGCAUCAUCAUGUGCAAGAUUGUAUAUGAGGUUACGGGUUUGGUUAGCUUAUUACUGUUUAAAGGUUAUAGCGGUCUAAGCAAAGCACAUAAGAUUGAAUGGAAGAACAGGGGUUUCUCUACAUUCCAUGCGUUUGUCGUUACCAUUGCUGCUUUCUAUCUUGUGCUCUUUUCGGAUCUCUUUGUUGAUGGUUCUUCUGAUGUGUCAAUUGUGAAGAGAAAUUCUACUCUAUCUAACACCAUACUCGGGAUCUCGAUCGGAUACUUCGUCACGGACUUAUCGAUGAUCCUCUGGCUCUUUCCAGCUUUAGGUGGUUUGGAGUACGUUCUGCAUCAUGGACUCUCCAUGUUUUCCAUCCUUCUCUCACUUAUAAGUGGCGAAGGACAAAUAUACAUAUUGAUGGUUCUAUUUUCAGAAUGCACAACUCCAUUGGUCAAUUUAAGAUGGUACUUGGACUUGGCUGGACAAAAGGGCUCUAAACUCUACAUGUUUAAUGGCAUUGCUAUGUUCCUGUCUUGGCUGGUUGGAAGGAUCUUUCUGUUCAUCUAUCUCUUCGUCCACAUGUUUCUCCAUUUUGACGAGGUAAAAGAGAUUUUUCCAUUGGGCUUCUACAGCUUGUUUGCGGUUCCACCAGUUUUGUCAGUGAUGAACGCUUAUUGGUUUUGGAAAAUCCUUAAAGGCUUGAUCAAGACUUUAUCAAAAGCAAGACACAGUCACAGUCAGUGAGAACAUCUUCAUCCACCAAAGCAUGUUAAGCCCCUCCCUCCCUAUACGUAAAAUAUUUAGGUCCUUAGCAACAAAUGCAAAAAACUUUAGGUUCAACAAAUGGAAUGAAGGGGUGUUUCUUUAGUCUCAGUUGUCUAUUCUCGUAGUUUAAUGUUUAUUUUCCACUCACUGUAUGAUCCAUUCCAGUAUCAUUGAAAAUUUGGUUCUGGUUCAAAUAGUAAUUCAUUACCCUGGAUAUUGGCUUUCAAAAUACUUUUGUCAAAUAUGCGAUGUCAACAAAAAUGAAAAAUCAGAAAGAUUUAGAAUUGACUUGUGUAGACAGGCAGACGUGGUUGCCACAAAUCAAAAAGUGUUUGUUUA